AUGGAAGAUUCCAGAACGCGCAUACGUCAGACGGACGAUAGAGAUCGAUGUACGAAUUGUUUACGAGGAGUUCUUCAUUGUUAUAAUGUUUUCAUAUUGAUUCUGGGCUGUGGAGCCCUGGCAGUGGGAAUUUGGUACUUGGUUACGGAAUACAGCGCGCGAGAAGUAUCUGUGGUGGUCGGAGAAGAAUGGUUUGAGGUGGCCACUUACCUUUUGAUAGGAGCAGGUGGCACGAUUGCUCUACUAGCAUUUUGUGGUUGCUGUGGAACAAUGCGUGAAGAUAAAUGUGUAUUAGGAUUUUAUAGUGGGACCCUAACAUUUAUGUUUCUUUUCCUGACUGUUUCCUGUGGUAUGGCCUUUUACUUUAGGCGACAGGGUCUGUCAAAAUUAUCCUUUUUGUUUUUCUCUCUUUUUUUCACUCUCUUUCUCUCUCUCUUUUUUUCACUCUCUUUCUCUCUCUCUUUUUUUCACUCUCUCUCUCUCUCUUUUUUUCACUCUCUCUCUCUCUCUCUUUUUCACUCUCUCUCUCUCUCUCUUUUUUUCACUCUCUUUCUCUCUCUCUCUUUUUCACUCUUUCUCUCUCUCUCUUUCUCUCUUUGUCACUCUCUCUUUUUCACUCUUUCUCUCUUUCUCUUUUCUCUCUUUCUCUUUUUCACUCUUUCUCUUUUUCACUCUUUCUCUCUUUCUCUUUUUCACUCUUUCUCUCUCUCUUUUUCACUCUUUCUCUCUCUCUCUUUUUCACUCUUUCUCUCUCUCUCUUUUUCACUCUUUCUCUCUCUCUCUUUUUCACUCUUUCUCUCUCUUUUGUUUUUCACUCUCUUUCUCUUCUCUUUUGUUUUUCACUCUCUUUCUCUUCUCUUUUUUUUCACUCUCUCUCUCUUCUCUUUUUGUUUUCUCUCUCUCUCUUUUCCUCUCUUCUCUUUUGUUUUUCUCUUUCUCUUCUCUUUUUUCUUUUCCUCUCUUUCUCUUCUCUUUUUUUUUUCCUUUUUCUCUCUCUUUUUCUCUUCUCUUUUUUUUUUCUCUCUUUCUCUUCUCUUUUCUUUUCACUCUCUUUCUCUUCUCUUUUGUUUUUCCUCUCUUUCUCUUCUCUUUUGUUUUCACUCUCUUUCUCUUCUCUUUUGUUUUUCACUCUCUUUCUCUUUUCUUUUUGUUUUUCUCUUCUCUUUCUCUUUUCUUUCUGUUUUUUUCACUCUCUUUCUCUUCUCUUUUGUUUUUCACUCUCUUUCUCUUCUCUUUUGUUUUUCCUCUCUUUUUCUCUUCUCUUUUCUUUUUUUUGUUUUCACUCUCUUUCUCUUCUCUUUUGUUUUUCCUCUCUUUCUCUUCUCUUUUGUUUUUUUUCUCUUUCUCUUCUCUUUUGUUUUUCACUCUCUUUCUCUUCUCUUUUGUUUUUCACUCUCUUUCUCUUCUCUUUUGUUUUUCACUCUCUUUCUCUUCUCUUUUGUUUUUCACUCUCUUUCUCUUCUCUUUUGUUUUUCACUCUCUUUCUCUUCUCUUUUGUUUUUCUCUCUUUCUCUUCUCUUUUGUUUUCCUCUCUUUCUCUUCUCUUUUGUUUUUCCUCUCUUUCUCUUCUCUUUGUUUUUCACUCUCUUUCUCUUCUCUUUUUUUUUUCCUCUCUUUCUCUUCUCUUUUGUUUUUCCUCUCUUUCUCUUCUCUUUUGUUUUUUGA
This is a messenger RNA of Acanthosepion pharaonis, 1665 nucleotides long. Lineage: Eukaryota; Metazoa; Mollusca; Cephalopoda; Sepiida; Sepiidae. The record is from the annotation of a GenBank genome assembly.